GCGCUGCAUGAAAUCUGCGUUCCCACAACUGUUCUGAGGUCAGCCAUAGAAAGCAGUUAACGAAUCUAAAAGGGUCCGCUCCACAUUCCGUUCCGAUCCGCUGUCAGACGAGUGAGCGCGCAAGUGUGAAUGUGCGCGCAGAGUGUGUUCGUGCAGUGCUGACAGUCUUAUGCAAGCCGCCCUACACAGAGCCACGAUGUCUGACGCUGCUGCUCCAGCAGACAACAACGGGGAGCCUGGAUUAAACGGGUCAUGGGUAGAGCUGGAGAUGAACAGAAAUGCUGCAUCUCUCGCUUCCUCCAGCACCUUAGUGCCGCCUCCUCUAGACCAGGUAGUAGAGGAGGAUGAUGGGAUGGUUGGGGGGCUGGAACAUGUUCCCUCAUCGUCUUCCAUCCACAAUGGAGACAUGGAAAAAAUCCUGCUAGAUGCCCAGCACGAAUCCAGCCGUAGUAACUCCUCAUGUGACAGCCCUCCUCGACCCCACAGUCCUCAGGAUGAAGGACAGAUCAUUUUUGACGUGGACAUGAGGAGGGACAGUCAGGAGGAAGUCAUGGAGAAGAUCAGAGAUGAUGACAUCUUAAUGAAGGAUUCAGACCGGGUGGCAGACUGGUCAAGUAGACCAGAGAAUAUUCCACCCAAGGAGUUUCACUUCCGGCACCCGCGACGUUCAGUGACUCUCAGCAUGAGGAAGACAGGAGCCAUGAAAAAAGGAGGCAUCUUCUCUGCUGAGUUCCUCAAAGUGUUUAUCCCCUCGCUGCUUCUGUCCCAUAUUCUGGUCCUGGGUCUCGGGGUCUAUAUCGGGAAAAGACUGACAACACCCACUGCAAGCUCCAUUUGAACACAAAUUUGAUCAAGUGCCUCAGGCAUGACCCAGGUGGAUUAGGGAGAAAGUAGCAGUUUGUACGAAGAAGUCCCCGGCUGCCCCUUUCUUCUGCUUUUACUUUUUCUCAGCCAACUUUCUUUACUUUUUCAGUAUUUCCUUUAAUCAUCCUUUCCAUUUUGAGAAGUAUUAGUGAUACACUUCUCUUCAUUUCAGGUCCUUUCUGUUUUAUCAUUUUCUGUAUCCCUUUUUCAGUUGUAAAUGUUCUUACACCCCCUUAGUAGAAGCAUUUAAGUUCAUUUUGAAAGUAUUUGGGGCAUUGCUGAGCAUAAACGUGCACACGCUAGCUCUGCUCGAUUCGGCUAGGAGGCAGCAAUGUGUCUGUUUAGCACCCCUUUCUGGUCCGAUCACGUGACCCAAGAGUGAGCCACUCACGAGUCAUAAAGGAUGCCCUUAGUUUUCACCCUCAAAUGGGAUCAACCAAAAUAUAGCGACUUUUUGAAGUCAUAUGAGCAUGCCUGAGUGAUGGCUAAGAUUUGAUUUAGUACUAGAAAUUCUAUCCAUUUAGUUCUUUUUAUUCAAUUUAUGGACGGAAUUCCAGGAUGAUGGACUUGGAAGUGUUUUGGGAAGGACAGGGCUCUCCGUAAACCCCAAACUCAUCUGGUGAAGAUAGAAAAUGAAUAGCUCAGACACAAUACACGUUUCUGACUGUAUCGCAUGCAAUUUUAUACCAAGUUUUGCAUAAUCUUUUACACAACCCUGACAGAGACAGCACCUGUUACAUUGAAAUGUUUAAUACAUAUAUUUUUUAAUAUUUCAUCUCAUAAACUUAGGUAAACACCGGUCGGGGCUAACGGAUCCCUGUAUGGGAGAAAAACGCUAUUAUUUAUCUGUCCUUGUUUCUCUAUGUUUGUUGUGUCAUUUUGUUUGCUUAUAGUUUCCUUCACAUACAUAUCAGGAUCAGGACCUAGUGAUUCAUAACUAGGCUUCUACAACACAGCCUAUUUUGCAGUACCACACAAUUCACCAUUAGCAUUGAGCUGGAUUGGAUUCAAAAGGACAACAGCUCUAGGACCAGAUUUACUAACAGCUGGCACCAGCGCAAACCCUUUUUUUUGGCGUUAAAAUAGUACUGUCAGGAUUUACUAAAGACACACAGUGAAAAAAAAUACGCUGUAAAGGCAUUAUUUUUGCAGCUGACCUUAUUGCAUAUGCAUUUGUAGGAGUUUCCCUUUCAGACGCAAGAUUUAUGGGAGGAAAGUAUUUAAAUUAAUUACGCAAGUGAUUUACUAAAGUUUAUGCUAGUCAAUUUACUGGUAUUUGUGCCAUUUUAUAAAACUGAUAGUUCUGGCCCUUGAUUCUGAUUGGUUGAGCCGCGUUCAAAGCCGUUGUAAAAUUCCCGAAAACAUACAGCUGACCGCAUUACAUAAGUAUUGCUGCACCACUGAGUGUGUAUGUUGCUGCAUCAGUCUUAGCAACAUUAACAUAUGUUUGUUCUUUAUUGAUUUUGUUCAUUGAAACUUACUGCAUUAUGUAGAAGAGUAUUGUGAGAGAGAUAUCGAGUGACCGAGAGUAUUACCCGCAUUCAAAUUUAGCAUUUUCCUUCAGGUCAGUCCUAUGUUCAUAAUAAGAUCCAUUUGAAUUUGCUGUGACCUUGUCCUUUUAACAUAAUGGGUUUCCCCGUUCCCUGCUGACACUGACAGCACUAGUCCAAGCAUUUGUCAUUUGCGUCUUGUUCCGUGUUCACAACAAGUUUCAAUAUAAAAGUCUUUGCGACUGAGUGACUCCAUGCCGCCAUCUAAUGGCGUAAUAAAUGUAACUUCUGUUGCUGUUCACGGUCAGGGACUAUUUUUUCCAUCAGAAGGAAGCCUUUUAAUGAAUUUACUUCAUGAAAGUUGCAUUGAUACAUAUUUUUUGGCUUUAAUAUUUGUAUUGUGUGGUAACCAUUUUAUAAAAGCAAUAAGCCCCGUGAAGCCAUGGUUUACAGUGAAUUUAUAACAGCUAAGGUGGUUUCCGCUCCGCGUUGUACCUAACACCCCUUAGCUGUUAUAAAUUCACUGUAAACCACAGAUUCUUGGGGCUUAUUGCUUUAAUUUACCGCCCCCCCAAAAAAAAAAAAGCUUAAACCAGACGUUAAUUUGCGUUGCUCUUGGUAGAUUGCGUUGGUCAUUAUGGAAAUGAUUCGGCUGCGUCUGUGUUCUUUAAUGUGCGCAUUGUCAGUAAAUCACCCACAGAACUUUCCACUCCCAUCAGCACUUUUAUGGGAUUGCGCUCUCACACUAAUUAGCCCUGUUUAAUAAAUCUGGCUCUUAAUGUUUUGCCAUGCUGUCUUGGCUGUGUCAAACUUUCUAGAAUUUUGAUACACACUCUCAUACUGAUUUAUAGCAUUUCCAUGCUGUUAACUUGAGGGCAACAGUGCAAGAGAAACCUUUCUUCAAUUAUAGUGAUGGUUCACCCCCCAAAAAAACAACAUUCUGUUAUUUACUUUGUGUUGCUCUUUUCCGUAUAAUGAAAGUUAUUGGAGAUAAACUGGAAGAGAGCAUUUUGGAUUUCGUUAAAAUAUCUACAUUUUGUUCUUGGACUUACAUAAGGUUGAAUAAUUUUAAUGAAAGAAUUUUAAUUCUCAUGGAAGUUAUUGACCUCAUACACUUACAGUCAUAGUCAGACACAUUUAGUGAACACUAACACUCCGGCGCCACAGGUGACUGUGUUAUCCUGGACAUGAACAACCCAGUCCUCAUCGUUGGGAAAAAGAUUUGUGUUUUCAACCCUGAAGUGAAAUUAUUCUCAAGUCUAGUUGUGGUUUUUGUCUCUUUUUAAGUGUAUUUUGGAUGUGUGAACCUGUUUCCUUUGUCUUCGUUAUCUAUCCAAGGAACUAUUUAUCCUGGAACACAGCUGCCAAAACGGAGAACUCAACUCUUAUGAACUUUGUGCCUCAUCAUGUUUGAUACAAUGUCCUGUUAUCAUUUCCUGUCCUCAUGUGCGUGUUCUGUGCCACAGGCUUUUUCUGUUUGUUGUUUUGCACCAUCUUCUUUGUGAACAUGACUUUUGGAAGGUUUCUCAUAUGAUUUGUUUGUUUGGAUUUUUACAACUGAGACAAACUAGAAGAGAACUUACAGGAUAAUUAAAGGAGUUUUAGUUCUUUUGUUUAUAUUGGCAUGCAAAUUGUGGUUGGAAAGAAGUGAGUAACUCUCCUUUAUGGAGAUACUUUCUUCAGACUGCGAUGUAAUGGUAAAAUGAAUUGUAGCAAAGUUUGAUUUGACAGACCUUUUUUUCAACCCUGUUGGACAAUGACAAAGUUUUAAAAUUAAAAUUUAAAGAACAAUCUGCA
This is a messenger RNA of Megalobrama amblycephala (Wuchang bream), 4151 nucleotides long. It is a transcript of the gene bnip3lb, whose product is annotated as BCL2 interacting protein 3 like b. The record is from RefSeq and is a predicted model, not a curated record. Gene Ontology annotation, biological process: positive regulation of apoptotic process; defense response to virus; mitochondrial outer membrane permeabilization. The transcript is spliced from 6 exons. Bases 170 to 838 code for a protein of 222 amino acids. Gene Ontology annotation, cellular component: mitochondrial outer membrane; mitochondrial envelope; nucleus. Lineage: Eukaryota; Metazoa; Chordata; Actinopteri; Cypriniformes; Xenocyprididae.